Molecule: messenger RNA, 1563 nt
Organism: Ruditapes philippinarum (Manila clam)
Lineage: Eukaryota; Metazoa; Mollusca; Bivalvia; Venerida; Veneridae
Exons: 3
Coding region: 443-1180 (245 amino acids)
Source: RefSeq, a predicted model, not a curated record
GUCUUCAACAAUUCUAUAGAUGUUCCUGUCAUUGAUAAACAGGAAGGACAUAAAUAUAUCAUAAUAGAGCCUCUCAUUACGAGGAAAGGUGCAAGAUGUCAAUUGUGACACAUGAACGUGACUUUGUUCUUUAUUUCCGGAAGGCGGUUCUGUUUUACUAAAUGCAUAGCGAUGUGGAAAGUUAUAAACAACUAAUGAACACGACAAACGAACAUGACAUAAUGUUUUCAAUACUUUUUAAGCAAAAGAAACAGAUCUGCUGACAAGCGCUUUGGAACCAGGUCGUUGUAGUAGUUCAAUCAUGGUUAUUUCAAUAUAAUUUUACAUCUUUAAAAACAUAAAUAACCACAAAAGCAUUUUGUUAUUGUGUUGAUUCUAUUCUAAAAAGAAAACGGAAGACACGACAAAAGUUUCAUUUGUUUUUGAAAAGUUAAAAAGAAAAAUGAGUUUCAAAUUUUUAUGGUACAUUAUAAUUUUAGUGACACCAUUGCCUUCGUAUUGUGUCGAGUUUUACGUGUAUACCGAAACGGAAUCCCUCAACCAUGGCAAUGGAUCUGUGAACAUUUUGGAAGUGAUCGCGAAAAGUAGUCCGUUAACCUGCUGGCGGAGUUGUCACAGAAACCCAAAAUGCUCCGCAUAUUUUGAAAAUGAUUUGACGAAAGAGUGUCGCCUUGUGUCCGACAACGUAACAGGAAUAUCCGGGGACGUAACCGAUAAUAAUGUCAACGGAGAAGUCGGCUGGAAAUACAUAGUGAAGUCCAUGAAACAGCCGUCGUGCCCUACAUCUCUUGGGUUUCAUUUUUAUCAAGAUACAAAUAUGUGCUUCAAAAUGUUAUCCGACACGAAAGUAAGCAGAGAUACUGCGACAGAGCUUUGUGAAUCAAUUGGUGGACGUAUUCUAAGAAUACAGAACGACAAACAACACGCCACUGCUGUCGCUUUCAUGGAAAAGUUCCACAAAGAAGAAAAUGUUAUCAUAGACGGAUAUCGAAACGAUCCGAGCGGAUCCGACUGGAAAUUUAGUAAUGGUGUACCGAUGACAUACUUCAAAUGGGCUGAAAGCCAACCGGAAACUGGCAAGCCCGCAAUAAAACUGGAUAAAAAUAAGAACUUUGACUGGUCACCUUCAUCGAAUAUGGAUAAAUUUUACCUCUGUGAAGUACCUUUAAAUGAUAUAUAAACAUUUGAAACGUUUCAGAAUGAUGGUAUAUAUAAAUAAAUAUGUUACGUAUUUCAUUAAAUUCUUAGACACUACUAUAUAUUCCCGUUUUUGUUUGUUGCAAUUUAGACCAUGUUUGGACCAAACGAACUUUUCAGGUCAAAAUAAGACAAACGAUGCGAGUUAUUUGAACAUUUUCAUACAUACAUUUUGUAUUUCUUUAUUUCAUCACGACUCUGUGUUUGAUGUGUUGCACUCUUAUUAAACGGUAUCUUCUCAUUUAUUCUUAUUUUCUUUUUCAUAUCCAGUUGGCUUUUCUCAAUAGAUUUCAAUCUAGGGUGCUCAUAUAUUUUUCUAUACGUUACUUAUUACUUAUGCAUAUUUUGAGUAAUUUGACUUUAAAA